AUGCUGUAUCUAAGCUCUGGAUUGCUGCUACAUGUAGUACACCUUGCCACGUUUGAGUUUGUAUCUGCUGUCAGAAAUGACUCCUCUAAUCUUCAGAAGGUCAAUCUUCCAGGUGAACACGUUCCAUACUUUCUAUACAGUAACCCAGAGGUGGCCGCCCUCUGCUCCCAGGAUCCUCACUGUCCCUUUAGAGUAAGUUCAUACAAAGCCACUAUUGAGCACCUGACCAAUCAUAGGUCUUGCUGGGGCUAUGAGAAGUCAUGCGGAAAGAAGCACAGGUUCAGCUAUCCCGUGUGUGACAUGGUUGACUCUGCUUGGGCAAAGACCUUAAAGGAGGCUCAAGAAGUGUUCUGGAGACAGGCAGACUUCGGAUAUGUGAAGGAGAGGAUCGAUGAAAUGCAAGUUUUAUGUCGUCCUCGCAGGCCGGGUGACUCACUACUGGCCUGUUCUGCCAACCUUCAACACUGCAGAGCCACCAACCUCUACCUGGACUUGAGAAAUCCUAGAAGAGGCCCUGACAGAUUUAAGGAGGAUUUUAUCCAGGAGGGUGAGAUUGGAGGUCACUGUGAACUGGACUCCGAAAAGCUGCAGUCUCAAGGUCAGCGGAAGAGUCCCUUGCAGUCUUGGUUUGCAGAACUGCAGACAUACAGCUCUUUAACCUUCAGACCUAUAGAGGAUGGACACUGUAGCAUCAUCAUUGAAAUACCAACAUAUAUCAUGAAGCUGGAUGCAGGUGUAAAUAUGUAUCAUCACUUUUGUGAUUUUGCUAAUCUUUACAUAACACAACAUGUGAACAACUCAUUCAGUACCGAUGUCCAGAUAAUCAUGUGGGACACGAGUUUCUAUGGCUAUGGCGAUUUGUUCAGUGAGACAUGGAAAGCAUUCACUGACCAGGAAGUCAUCCACUUGAAGGCGUACGAUUCCAAAACGGUCUGUUUCAAGGAUGCCGUGUUCGCACUACUCCCCAGGAUGAGAUAUGGGCUGUUUUACAACACGCCUCUGAUUUCUCAUUGCCACAGCACCGGAUUGUUCCGAGCCUUUUCCCAACAUGUGCUUCACCGGCUGAAGAUCUCCCAAGAAACGUUAAAGGAGGAGAAAAUCCGAGUCACCAUUCUUAUACGUAGCACGGAGUUCCGAAAAAUAUUAAACUUGGACAAGUUGGUUGGAGCAUUGAAGACUGUUCCUCUCUACCAAGUUAAUGUUGUGGAUUACAAGUACAGAUCUCUUGGAUUCCUUGAACAACUAAGGAUCACACAUAAUUCAGAUAUAUUUAUUGGGAUGCAUGGGGCUGGACUGACACAUCUGCUCUUCUUACCAGACUGGGCCGUUGUAUUUGAGCUGUAUAAUUGUGAAGAUGAGAGGUGUUACCUGGACUUGGCAAGGCUUCGAGGAGUUCACUACAUCACAUGGGAGAAGGCCAACAAGGUUUUUCCUCAGGAUAAGGGACAUCACCCGACUUUGGGGGAGCAUCCGAAAUUUACAAACUACUCCUUUGAUGUCGAUGAAUUCAUGAGGCUAGUGGGCUCGGCCGCGGAUUACGUCUCUCGUCACCUGAAGUGGCCGUUUCGAAGACCGCGUGAUGAGCUUUGA
Molecule: messenger RNA, 1590 nt
Organism: Staurois parvus
Lineage: Eukaryota; Metazoa; Chordata; Amphibia; Anura; Ranidae
Source: the annotation of a GenBank genome assembly